AUGCCAGCUAUUAGUGAAAUUAGCAGUCCCAGAACACUCUACGACAAGGUCUUUGAUGACCAUGUUGUCCACAAGGAUGAGUCUGGAUCAUACCUCCUGUAUAUCGACCGUCAUCUUGUGCACGAGGUUACCUCUCCUCAAGCUUUUGAAGGACUCAGAACCGCGGGAAGAAAAGUAAGAAGAACAGACUGCACCUUGGCCACGGUGGAUCACAACAUUCCAACCGUUUCCAGAAAAACCCUCAAAAACAUCGACACAUUCAUUAAGGAGGACGACUCGAGACUCCAGGUGAAAACUCUUGAACAGAACGUCAAGGACUUCGGUGUCACCUACUUCGGCAUGACCGAUGACCGCCAGGGAAUUGUCCAUGUCGUUGGACCUGAACAGGGAUUUACUCUUCCCGGAACCACGGUGGUUUGCGGUGAUUCCCAUACGUCUACACACGGUGCUUUUGGUUCAUUGGCCUUUGGAAUCGGUACAUCAGAGGUGGAACAUGUUCUGGCUACCCAGACGAUUAUCCAAGCCAAGUCGAAGAACAUGAGAAUAACUAUCGAAGGCAAGCUUUCGCCUGGUAUUACUUCCAAGGAUCUCGUUUUGCAUGUGAUUGGAGUCAUUGGCACUGCUGGUGGUACUGGAAGCGUGAUUGAGUUUGCGGGCCAGGCCAUUGAAGAGUUGUCUAUGGAAGCAAGAAUGUCGAUUUGCAACAUGGCAAUUGAGGCUGGAGCUCGUGCUGGUAUGAUCAGACCAGAUAACAUUACUCUGGAGUACAUUAAGGGCCGUCCAUUGGCCCCUAAGGGCGCUGAGUGGGAGAAGGCUGUUUCGUACUGGAACAGUCUCUACACUGAUGAGGGUGCUCAUUUCGAUUACGACAUAGUGAUCAAGGCUAGUGAUAUCAUUCCCACCAUUACUUGGGGUAAUUCUCCCCAGGACGCUCUUCCAAUCACGGGAAAGGUCCCUGACCCAGCAGACGUAUCUGACCCCAUCAAGAAGGCCAGUAUUGAGAGAGCCCUCAGUUAUAUGGGCUUGACCCCAAACACUCCUCUGAAAGAGCUCUCAAUCGACAAGGUGUUCAUUGGUUCGUGUACCAACUCACGUAUAGAGGAUCUGAGAGAGGCUGCAAGAGUUGUGAGAGGCCACAAGAAGGCUGCCACUGUGAAACACGCCUUGGUGGUUCCAGGUUCGGGACUCAUCAAGAAAAGAGCUGAGGCUGAGGGCCUUGACAAGAUCUUCCAGGCUGCAGGCUUUGACUGGAGAGAGGCUGGUUGUUCCAUGUGUCUUGGUAUGAACCCAGACAUCUUGGACCCAGAAGAGCGUUGUGCUUCCACCUCCAACAGAAACUUUGAAGGACGUCAAGGUGCUCUUUCUAGAACUCAUUUGAUGUCACCAGCCAUGGCUGCUGCUGCCGGUAUCAUGGGUCAUUUUGUGGAUAUCAGAGAGUUCCCAUAUGCCGAUCCGGUUGACCAGCCCAAAGUGACAAUUGAGCCCAACGCUUCCGAAUCUGCUGCCUUGCAAAAGGCCAUAUACGACCACGAAAAGACCCCGUUGGCUCCUGGUGAGACUUCUGAAGAGGCGGCUGAAGACGAGAUCAACGACAUUCCUCCAGAGGACCACACUGCCAAAGAGACCCCUUCCGAACCAGCAGGUCCAACUGGAAUGGACGAGUUCACCACUUUGACCAGUAUCGCUGCUCCUUUGGACCGUGCCAAUGUCGACACCGAUGCCAUCAUUCCAAAGCAGUUCUUAAAAACCAUCAAGCGCACUGGGCUUUCUGCUGGACUGUUUUACGAGUGGAGAUUUGCCAAAGAUGCCUCUGGAAACAUGGUAAAGACUGACUUUGUGCUCAACACUCCUCCAUUCACAAAGUCCCAGAUUUUGUGUGUGACUGGAGACAACUUUGGAUGUGGCUCUUCCCGUGAACACGCUCCAUGGGCCUUGAAAGACUUUGGAAUCCGUUCCAUCAUCGCUCCAUCGUUCGGUGACAUUUUCUACAACAACUCUUUCAAGAACGGCCUUUUGCCCAUCAGAAUUUCCCAGGAUGUGAUAGAGAAGGUUUUGUAUCCUCUCGCUGUUGCUCAGAAGGAGCUGACGAUCGAUCUGCCCCAGCAAAAGAUUUUUGGCCCAGACGGUGAGGUUUUGGUUGACCAUUUUGACGUCGAGCCUUUCAGGAAGCACUGCUUGGUCAACGGUUUGGACGAUAUUGGAAUCACCAUGCAGAAGGAAGAUUUCAUCCAGAAGUAUGAAGAUGUUAGAAGAAGCAAGUUUUCGUUCCUGGAAGGUGGUUCUAAGCUGAUUGUUCCAGUAAAAGGAACAAAGAAGAGCCCUUACGGAAACAAGGCGCAGGAGUGGUAA
Kuraishia capsulata CBS 1993 is the source of this 2349-nucleotide messenger RNA. RefSeq lists its product as uncharacterized. Lineage: Eukaryota; Fungi; Ascomycota; Pichiomycetes; Pichiales; Pichiaceae. The transcript has a single exon. The record is from RefSeq and is a predicted model, not a curated record. Gene Ontology annotation, cellular component: 3-isopropylmalate dehydratase complex. The coding region runs from base 1 to 2349 and encodes 782 amino acids. Gene Ontology annotation, molecular function: 4 iron, 4 sulfur cluster binding; 3-isopropylmalate dehydratase activity. Gene Ontology annotation, biological process: L-leucine biosynthetic process.